AUGUCGUCUGCCCAACACACUCGCUCUCUAUAUUCAGGCGAAGCAACAAUAGCGUGUCUCCUCGAAAUCAAAGGCGACCUAUAUGCUCUCGGUCCAGCCCAUCUUUUCACGGAGAAGACCGCCGCCAAGUCUCAAGAGCAGCUGCUAGCCGAGCUGCUACAAAUGGACGAAGAUGAUGAUGAUGACAUCGCUUUCGACGACCACGACGAUGAAAGCGAUGAGGGCUAUGUUUUACCCAAUGGCAUCACAUCUGAGGAAGAUACAAUCAACAGUAACACCACAAUACCCAGUGAUCCUUCCCCUCCAUUAUCAAAGGUCGUCGACGAUUCAAGUAACGACGAAGGAGCCCUCGAACACCUGAUAAUAAUAUAUCCUGGCCCAGAAGACCUCCACAAAGAUAAUACGGACGGUGAUUGGGCGGUCACACAUAUCCAGAAGCAUCAACAACAGCUACCGAAUCUGUACCUGCCUGAGGGACAGCAAGCUUUUAGGCUUCGACACAUUGUAGACGUCUCCAGCGAGCCUUCAGGAGACGACACACAACUCAUGUCCGAGAAAUCUGUUCAUAUACUCACUUCCUCGUCGACAAAGCAUGGCAUGCUCCUCCCAGGAUAUGCGAACAUAUCUGGCCUGAGCGGACGCGGACAUUGCAGCGUACAUAUUGUGUCGAUGGCUGGCUCUGAUGGUAACAUUUCUCCUCAGGCUAGGCUUAUUUAA
Molecule: messenger RNA, 717 nt
Organism: Alternaria hordeiaustralica
Lineage: Eukaryota; Fungi; Ascomycota; Dothideomycetes; Pleosporales; Pleosporaceae
Exons: 1
Coding region: 1-717 (238 amino acids)
Source: RefSeq, a predicted model, not a curated record